AAUCUUCGAAGCCCUCCAUCCCCCCAAACAUGGUAGCCCUAAAACUUCUUCAGCAAUGCCGGAUUUCUCCACCGCCGUCCACCGUUCCCCGGCCGCCUCUCCCCCUCACCUUCUUCGACAUACCCUGGCUCAACGUCAAUCCCGUCGACCGCCUCUUCUUCUACCGUUUUCCUCACUCGACCGCCGAGUUUCUCGAGUCUCACCUCCCCAAUCUCAAAUCCUCCCUCUCCCUCACCCUGAGCAGUUUUUACCCCCUCGCCGGAACCAUUCGCCGGUCCUCUCCGGAUGACAAUCGUUUCGAACUCUGUUAUUGUGAGGGUGACUCUGUUUCUCUCACUGUAUGCGAGUUUGAAAAUAUCAAUUUUGAGGAGUUUUCCGGCUAUCACCGGCGGCCGUUUGGGAAGCUGCUUUUGUUGGUUCCUUCGCUGCAUAAGUCUGACGAAGCACAGCCGGUGUUCGCCGUCCAGAUUACCCUGUUCCCCAACAAAGGCCUCUGCUUAGCCGUCACAACACACCACGCCGCCUGCGACGGCUUCAGCUCCAUCCACUUCCUCAAAUCAUGGGCCGCCGCCGCCGGCCGCUCCGCCCCUCCUCCUCCCCCAUCCCUCCACCGCUCCUCCAUCCCCGAUCCCCGUUCCCUCUACUCCAAACUCGCCCACAUAGUCCUCCAACAAUCCCUUCCCCACCACCCCCACCCCCUGUCCCCAACCCUAGCCGCCGCCACCUUCACUCUCCCCUCCCAGAAAAUCCAAAACCUGAAACUCAAACUCCACUCUCGCUUCCACAUUUCCACCUUCGUUAUCUCCUUAGCCCAUUCCUGGACCUGCCUCCUCAAAUCCAAGGAGAACGAUGACGACCCCCACCGCGUCGCCCAUCUCUUCUUCUCAGUCGACUGGAGAAACAGAAUGCGGCCGCCGCCUCCGGCGAACUACUUCGGUAACCUCUUGGGGUGCCCAUGCUUUGUUGAAGCCAAGGUGGGAGAUAUUGUUGAGGAAAAAGAUGGGUUUUUAAGGGCGUGUGAGGCGAUAGGGAGAGCGAUUGAGGGGAUUGGAGAUGAUGUUUAUGAGGGAAUGGAAGGGGUGAUUGGGAAGGUGAUGAAGAUUCUGCCGCACCGACCGUUGUCGAUUGCAGGUUCGCCGAAGCUGAGGGUUUAUGAGUGUAAUUUUGGGUGGGGGAGGCCGGAGAAGGUGGAGGUGGCGUCGAUUGGGGGAAUGGGAGCUUUUUCCAUGGCGGAGAGUAGGGAUGAUGGGGGAGGGGUUGAGAUUGGUGUGGUUCUUCCGGAGGAUGAGAUUGCUAGAUUUGGGAUUCACUUUAAUAGGUUUCUGAGCAAGUGUGAAGAAAAUAUUAUCUCUUGUUAAUUGUUGGAUGGGUGGACAAUGGUAUGGAUUGUAUGUGUUUGAUGACAUGAUGCGGUUCACUCUAUCGUUGGCACGUGAUUCAAACAUAUUGUUUUCCGAUAAGUGUGAUUGCCGGAUUUGGGAUGCAGUUUAACAGUUUUUUGAGCAAGCGUGAAGAAAAUAUUACGUCUUGUUAAUCGUUCGAUGUGUGGAUGAUGAUGUGGAUUGUAUCGUGUUAUGUGUUUGAUGACAUGAUGCGAUUCACUCUAUCCUUCGCACGUGAUUCAGACGUUAGCACGUGAUCCAGACGUAUUGUUUUCCGGUAAGUGUGAUUGCUAAAUUUGUGAUGCAAUUUAACAGGUUUCUGAGCAAGUUUGAAGAAAAUGUUACGUCAUGUUAAUCAUUGGAUGUGUGGACGAUGAUGUGGAUUGUAUCGUGUUAUAUGUUUGAUGACAUGAUGCGAUUCACUCCAUCGUUCGCACGUGAUCAAGACGUAUUGUUUUCUAGUAAGCGUGAUUGAUGCCUGAAUGAUUAAUUGUAGCUAACCGGGUUAUGAAAGUCUUAGUUUGUGUUUGCGUCCAA
Phalaenopsis equestris is the source of this 1919-nucleotide messenger RNA. RefSeq names its product phenolic glucoside malonyltransferase 2-like. The record is from RefSeq and is a predicted model, not a curated record. Bases 30 to 1358 code for a protein of 442 amino acids. The transcript is spliced from 2 exons. Lineage: Eukaryota; Viridiplantae; Streptophyta; Magnoliopsida; Asparagales; Orchidaceae.